GUCAUCAAUUACACUUUAUGUUACCACUCCUCCAGGCUGCAAGCUUUAGUACAUGUACCCUUACAUAUUCCACUAUUCCACUAUCUCCUUCUUAACAUUAACAACUACAACCACGAAUUCCCAACGCCACUCUCAUACCUUUAAACCGUUCGCCAGGUAGAAAAUAUCCAACCUAAACCCAUACAUUAGGUACCUAGGAACGCGAAAUCCGACGUUGAAAUUAGCGACAAUAUCCAAGUUAUAAGGAUUGUCUUUUUCUUCACCCCUCCUGCUGCCCAGCAUGUUUCGGGGAACAGCAGUCGGACCAUAUGACGAAGAGAUCGCCAAGGCGACCGAUGAGAAUCUCACAUCGGAGGAUUGGGGGGCCAUUAUCGAGGUCUGCGACAAAGUAGGGAGCGAUCCCAAUGGCCCCAAUCAAGCGGUUCAGAGUUUAAUCAAACGUCUGGCGCAUCGCAAUGCCAAUGUCCAACUCUACACCCUCGAGCUCGCAAAUGCGCUCUCCCAGAACUGCGGCAAGAAUAUGCACCGAGAGCUUGCCAGCCGCGCCUUUACCGAUGCCCUACUUAAACUUGCCAACGAUCGUAAUACCCACCAACAAGUCAAGUUGAAGAUCCUCGAAAGGAUGAAGGAGUGGUCCGAUAUGUUUAGCAAGGACGCCGACCUCGGGAUCAUGUACGAUGCCUACUACCGCCUUAAGCAGAGUAAUCCGACAUUGCAGCCACCCUCGGCUCCACAGAAGACCGGUCUUACCGAGCUAGAUCGUCAGAAGGAGGAGGAAGAGCUCCAGAUAGCACUGAAGCUAUCGUUGCAAGAGGAGGAGAGGAAAAAGGGCACACAACCCACAUCUUCUGUCGCAGGACCUAGCUCUAGCGCGGUACCGAGUGCAGCGGCUGCUCCGGUGGAAUCAGUGCCUUCUCACCCCACAGGCACGACAGCCGCCACCGUAUCGCGAGUCCGCGCCCUCUACGAUUUUGCGCCAUCCGAGCCCGGCGAACUUGAGUUCAGGAAGGGAGAUAUUAUAGCAGUUUUGGAGUCCGUCUAUAAAGAUUGGUGGCGAGGCUCGUUAAAAGGCAGGACCGGUAUUUUUCCCUUGAACUACGUCGAAAAGCUUGCCGACCCGACCCCCGAUGAACUUCACCGCGAGGCGCAAAUGGAGGCCGAAGUGUUUGCCGAAAUCAAGAAUGUGGAGAAGCUUCUUACGCUAUUGAGCACUUCUAAUGCAUCGCCAAGGGAAGAGGACAACGAGGAGAUAUCAAAACUAUACCACCAAACACUCGCUAUUCGACCUAAACUAAUUAAGUUAAUUGAGAAGUAUUCUCAGAAGAAGGAAGACUUCACGCAACUCAAUGAAAAAUUCAUCAAGGCCCGAAGAGAUUACGAGUCACUUUUAGAAUCUUCAAUGUCCCAUCCUCCCCAACCGACUUAUCACCAAUACGCACCACGACCGCUCAUGGCACACGGGUAUGGGGUUCCGGGAGGCCCAGGAGGCCCGGGUCCUGGUUCGAACUUCGCUCCUCAGGGACCGCCGCCUAACCAGCAGGAGCCCCAACGAUUUUACACCCCGGGUCCUCAAGGACCCCCCCAGCAAGAGCAGAACCGAUACCAGGCUACAUCGCCGCCUCCUAGUUUCCAGCGGCUAACGCCAGCACCUGCUCCCUUCUAUCUACAAGGGGCAGAAGUUCCUGCUCAAGCAAGCCAACAGCCACCUCAGCAAUAUCCGCCAAGAGAUCAGCCCUCGCGGAUAGCCGCAGGGAAACAGCCUGCUCCUUUACAAACAUCUUCUUCUCCGCCGCCGCAAGCUUACCAGGCGUACUCUCAACCCGCUCAAGCGGAACAGCGGCCUCAGAGUACUUACGGCAAUCCUCAAGAAUUAGCCACGUCGGCCUACGACUCCCCGAUUGCAGCCACCCACAAUCCUGGUCGACCCGAUCCCUAUUCCGCAUCAGUCUACUCUCAGGAGGACCCUUAUGCCACAAGCCCAACGGCUACCGCACCUUCUGCACCCUCAGCCCCUGCCCCUUCCGCCCCGCCGGGACCAACUCAGGGCGUUCCAGCCCCUCUAGCUGUAACAUCUUACCCUUCAGCACCCUCCCAGCCGCAAUACUCGGCGUAUAACCCUAGUGUCCAGCGCCAGGACUCGUAUGAUGCUCCCUCGCAAAUACCCCCUCAACCGACCGGGUUAGCACCUCCAAUUCCGCAGGGGGCCCAACCACCGCCGAGCGCAAUGACACCCCCGCCUCUUCAACCAGGUGGCACAGCCUUCGAUGCCCGGCAGUCACUCCCAAGCCAGGCCCCGCUGAGCCAACCGCAACAGCCGCAAUACAAAGCCUACAUACCCCCGGGGAAUGAGCCUAGCGCACCGCAGGACUUCUAUAGGCAAAACGCGGCGUACUAAUUUUCAGCGGAAAUAAUAGUGUUGGUACACAUGAAUGGGGAUUUAGCAAAAUUCAGAUAUCGUGCUAAGAGCUUUGAUUUGGGCAUGUUGUCAGGGGGAAUCCUGGAGGGUUUUAGUUACUAGGCGAGGUUGAUUCCCCUAUUCAUUCCAUAGGCUCCCCAAGUUCCAGGGAAGUAGUUUAUUAGAUAAUGGAUGUAGUAAUUAUCGCGAAUGAUUUAGAUGUUUCUUUUA
Molecule: messenger RNA, 2626 nt
Organism: Daldinia vernicosa
Lineage: Eukaryota; Fungi; Ascomycota; Sordariomycetes; Xylariales; Hypoxylaceae
Exons: 5
Coding region: 281-2395 (704 amino acids)
Biological process (GO): protein transport to vacuole involved in ubiquitin-dependent protein catabolic process via the multivesicular body sorting pathway
Cellular component (GO): ESCRT-0 complex
Molecular function (GO): ubiquitin binding; phosphatidylinositol binding
Source: RefSeq, a predicted model, not a curated record